Camellia sinensis is the source of this 444-nucleotide messenger RNA. Lineage: Eukaryota; Viridiplantae; Streptophyta; Magnoliopsida; Ericales; Theaceae. The record is from RefSeq and is a predicted model, not a curated record.
AUGGAGAUGGACUCUGAUGAGUCUCACCCUCUUCCCCAUCAGAUCAUCCUCUCAAGAUUACCCGUCAAAUCUCUCUUGCGUUCCAAGCUCGUCUGCAAAGAAUGGUGCCACUCAAUCUACACUCCCCAAUUCACCAAACUCCACCUCUCUCAAUCCCAACUCACAACAACCCACCACGUCGCACUUCUUGAGUCUCGCAAUCCUCCUUCCUCCAUCGCUCUUCGCUCUAUCGAAUCUCAUUCUGAUGAAUUAGUGAUUGAGAUUCAUAACUCUUUCAAGUAUUUAUAUCCCAAUUCCAAGAUUAUCAGUUCUUGUAAUGGGUUGUUGCUAAUUGCUCUAUCCCAUAAGACUUUCAUUGUUUGGAACCCAUCAACCUUCAAUACGAGCAUUUGGGUUGUCCUCCUCAUUUUCUCAGUUUCGUUUUCAUUCUGGGCAUUAAUGUGA